CUGUUUUAAUGACCAGCCCCACAGUCCCCAAGUCACUCCUGGAAUACAGCAGCAGAGUGGCCAGCUUGCCGAGGGGAGAGGAUGCUAGCCAUGAGGGACCAAGGUUGGCUCCACACUUAGGCCUCCAGCCGGUGCUGCCCUGCUGGUCAACAGAACCCAUCAUCCCAGGAGGCCUUCCUCCAGCCUUUGCUUGCCAAGCUCAGCUCCAGGCUGUGGGAAAAAUGGACCACCACCGGGCCAGCAUGGACCCUGACAGUGACCACCCCUUGAACAGUGUUGGUGCCAUACCCCUGCGCAAGCCCCGGACCCCAAAGGAGACCUUCAGAAAGGUGGGGAUCCCCAUCCUCGUGACACUGCUGAGCGUGAUGGUCAUCAUCGUUGUGGCUGUCCUCAUCAAGGUGAUCCUGGAUAAAUACUACUUUUUGUGCCCGAACUCUCUGCACUUCAUCCCAAGGGGGCAGGUGUGUGACGGCCACCCCGACUGUGCCUCGGCAGAGGACGAGGAGCCCUGUGUCAACAGCUUCCCUGAGCAACCUGCUGUGACAGUCCGCCUCUCCAAGGACAGAUCCACCCUGCAGGUGCUGAUCCCCACCACAGGGAACUGGGCCUCUGCCUGUUACGACAACUUCACAGAAGCUCUGGCCAAGACAGCCUGUGCACAGAUGGGCUACGACAGCCAGCCCACUUUCCAAGCUGUGAAGAUUGGCUGGGACCAGGAUCUGGAUGUCGUUGAAGUCACAGAAAACAGCCAAGGGCUUCAGGUGCUGAACUCAAGUGGACCCUGCAUCUCGGGUUCUUUGGUUUCCCUGCACUGUCUCGACUGUGGGAGGAGCGUGAAGGCUCCUCGCGUGGUGGGCGGGGUGGAGGCCUCUGUGGAUUCUUGGCCUUGGCAAGUGAGCAUCCAGUACAACAAGCAGCACAUCUGUGGAGGGAGCGUCCUGGACCACUACUGGAUCCUCACAGCAGCCCACUGCUUCAGGAAAUAUCUCGAUUUGUACAACUGGAAGGUGAGGGCUGGCUUUGAAAAGAUGGACCACUUCCAGUCCCUACCUGUGGCCAAGAUCUUCACCAUUGGGCAAAACGAUUCACACCCCAAAGAGAAGGAUAUCGCCCUCGUGAGGCUACAGCUCCCUCUUAUGUUCUCAGGCACAGUCAGGCCCAUCUGCCUGCCCUUCUUUGAUGAGGAGCUUGCUCCAGCCACCCCACUCUGGGUUGUUGGAUGGGGCUCUACAGAACCAAAUGGAGGGGAGAUGUCUGACACCCUGCUGCAGGCUUCCGUCCAGGUCAUUGACAGCACCCGGUGCAAUGCGGAGGAUGCGUACCAGGGAGAAGUCACUGAGACAAUGCUGUGUGCAGGCAUCCCAGGUGGUGGUGUGGACACCUGCCAGGGUGACAGCGGUGGGCCCCUGAUGUACCACUCUGGGAAGUGGCAGGUGGUAGGCAUCGUGAGCUGGGGCCAUGGCUGUGGAGGCCCAAGUACCCCUGGAGUAUACACCAAGGUUGCAUCCUAUCUCAACUGGAUCUACAGUGUGCGGAAGUCUGAGAUGUGACACUGCUGUCCCUCUGCAGUGCUGAGCUGCUUCCUCCUCACCUCACCAUGUGGAGAUCCCCCAGAACUCAGACUCAGAGAAAGGGCCCCUGUGGGCAGAGCCAUCUGCCUGCAGCCUCAGGAUUCUUUGGAUCAACGAAGGGCCUCCUUUCCUGAGGAAGACUCCACACCCCAGAGGUACCCAGAAGGGAGCCAGCUACCUUAGCUCAGCCACCCCCAGAGUGACACAGUGCACUGCACAGCACCAGUCAGUGGACCAGGCCUCAGAGGCAUUGCAGAACUGAGAAGGAACCUGUCUCUACCACAUGGAAGUGGCUCUUUCGUGAGAAUCCAGAGAACUGAGGGAUGACCGGAGGAGAAAAGUGUCUGCCCAGCGCUCUCCUCCACCCAUCCCCAAGCCCACUGGAGCAAGGAACCAGAUGCAAUGUAAACUGUACUGUCCUACUGUGCACAUGACACUGCUACCUAUCACUGUUACUGUCGAUACUUGUAUGGCUGCUAUCAUUAAAGAGGUGUGUGAAGUCA
Octodon degus (degu) is the source of this 2074-nucleotide messenger RNA. It is a transcript of the gene Tmprss4, whose product is annotated as transmembrane serine protease 4. Bases 9 to 1550 code for a protein of 513 amino acids. NCBI's taxonomy places the organism in Eukaryota, Metazoa, Chordata, Mammalia, Rodentia, Octodontidae. Gene Ontology annotation, biological process: proteolysis. Gene Ontology annotation, molecular function: serine-type endopeptidase activity; protein binding. The record is from RefSeq and is a predicted model, not a curated record. Gene Ontology annotation, cellular component: membrane. The transcript has 13 exons.